AUGUAUUAUGAGGAGAAGAAUCUCAAAGAUACAGUAGUACCCUCUUCCGUUUUGACUUAUCUUGAUCCACUUUACUGGUUUGACGAUAGAUUUGCUAAGGAAGAACAUUAUGAAUGGCUCAAAGAUUAUUCCUAUUUUCGUCACCUAAUUUUGGAGAAUAUUCAACCUAAUUCCUCUGUUUUGGAAUUGGGUUGUGGAAAUUCCCAAUUAAGUGAUGAAAUGUAUAAAAAUGGGAUUAAAAAUAUCCACGGACAUGCUCGGAUAUUUUUAAGGUGUACAUCAUUUUGUGCUUAUUCAAUGUAUAUAAAGGCCAUGGUUGCGGACAUGCUAGACUUUCCAUUCGCAGAUGAUUCUUUUGAUGUUGUUAUUAAGAGAGGAAUAAUGGAUGUAUUGUUCGUGGACAGUGGUGAUCCGUGGAACCCAAAAUCUGAAACCAUUAGCAAGGUCAUGGCAAUGCUCCAAGGCAUCCACCGGGUAUUGAAACCAAAUGGUAUCUACAUAUCAAUUUCAUUUGGGCAUGUAGUACUUAGGCAUCCAUUAUUUGAAGCUCCUGAUUUUACAUGGUCAAUGAAGUGGAGCACUUUUGGUGAUGGAUUCCAUUAUUUCUUCUACACUCUAAAGAAGCUUAGAUUAUUUUUUUAUGGCACAAGAUCAUUGAAUAGUUAUCAACCUUGUGAAAGGCUAAACCUUCCAUCAAUCUGCUUGUAUCAAGAUGAAUUGGAAGGUGAAGAUUUCUUAUUCAAGACAAACAUUGAUGAACCGAAGGACAACUAA
Chenopodium quinoa (quinoa) is the source of this 774-nucleotide messenger RNA. Its product is annotated as endothelin-converting enzyme 2-like. The record is from RefSeq and is a predicted model, not a curated record. Gene Ontology annotation, molecular function: S-adenosylmethionine-dependent methyltransferase activity. Lineage: Eukaryota; Viridiplantae; Streptophyta; Magnoliopsida; Caryophyllales; Amaranthaceae. The transcript is spliced from 7 exons. Bases 1 to 774 code for a protein of 257 amino acids.